UCAAAGCUGAUGGGCGACCGCUGCAGGGAACAGCAGAGGAAGAAGGACGUGCUGUUCAUUCUGUUAUCGAGCUGCUGAAUUCUCUCUUUCCCUGAUAAUUCACUGAGGAGUUGGUUGUUUUAGUUUUAGGGGUCCCAUUGUUUCCACAUGUAUUUGUCACAUCAUUUAAAUGCCUCAACGUUUAGAGCUUUAGCGGAGUAACUGCAUCUUAUUACACCGUGCCUAACAGUGGACAGCUACUUUAGCUAGCAGCUAGCUAGCUGUAUGUUGAAUGAACAAACCGACAAGGGGGACCCAGCGGAACCUCGGUCUCUGUGGAGGGUCUGUUGAGCCUCUGUGGAGGGUCAGACAAAGACCAACAAACCCAUAACUACCUGGCUUCCCUCUGUAAGCGAACAGCUGCAACUUUUGCCUGGUGUGUCUCAGCUAAAGAAAAAGAAACUGGUCCACUGAGAAAAGAUGGAAGCUCCUCCAGUAACGGUGAUGCCCGUCACCGGCGGUACCAUCAAUAUGAUGGAAUACCUUCUGCAAGGCAGUGUGCUGGACCAAGCCCUUGAAAGCCUCCUGCACCGCCUCCGAGGUCUUUGUGACAACAUGGAACCUGAGACUUUUACAGAUCAUGAACUUGUUUACCUUCUGAAAGGCCAACAAGGAAACCCUUUCAUUCUACGAGCCCGGCGCUCCCUCUCCCAUCCCACAUCUCCUUGGCACCUACGCUACCUAGGCCAGCCUGAGGUCGGGGACAAGAGUCGCCAUGCUUUGGUGCGCAACUGUGUCGACGUGGCUGCCUCUCACAGCCUGCCAGAGUUCCUCAAUGAGAUGGGAUUCCGCAUGGACCAUGAGUUUGUUGCCAAUGGGCACAUUUUCCGCAAAGGGGCUAUGAAAAUUGUGGUCAGUAAGCUGUCGCGUAUCUUGGUCCCAGGAAACACUGAGAAUACGGAGCGUCUUUCACUUUCAUACCUGGUGGAGCUGAGUGUGUUGGCUCCUGCUGGCCAGGACACUAUGUCAGAGGACAUGCGCAGCUUUGCUGAGCAGCUCAAACCCUUGGUACACCUGGAGAAGAUUGAUCCGAGCAAACAAAGACAUUGAGUGACAGAAUUCAGAGCAUCAAAUCAACAAUUUCCACCAUAGAUGAUUAUUUUUUUUUACACCUCGAAAUAAACACAGUGGAAAGUUUCCUAAACAUG
Molecule: messenger RNA, 1187 nt
Organism: Notolabrus celidotus (New Zealand spotty)
Lineage: Eukaryota; Metazoa; Chordata; Actinopteri; Labriformes; Labridae
Gene: med18
Product: mediator of RNA polymerase II transcription, subunit 18 homolog (yeast)
Exons: 3
Coding region: 460-1089 (209 amino acids)
Biological process (GO): termination of RNA polymerase II transcription; regulation of transcription by RNA polymerase II
Cellular component (GO): core mediator complex; mediator complex
Molecular function (GO): transcription coregulator activity
Source: RefSeq, a predicted model, not a curated record